GCCGCAGUCGCCAUGAAGCUGCCGAAGGGGGACGUCCCGCCAGGCCCGCUCCGCGCGGGGGUUCGGGGGGAGGGGAGCGUGCCGCCGCCCCAGCCCAGGUGCAGUGCUGAGCUACAGUUACAUGAAAGCUGCUCUCAAACCCAUUAAUGCUUUCAUAGGGCAGCAGUUCCCGCUGUGUCUACAUGGACAUACACAACGCGUUAGUAACCAUGGCAAGCUGAUGACGCAGGGAAGGUCCUGUGCUGCCACACCCCAAACGACCAUCUGUGCCCCACACCCAAUAGUGGCUGUCCUUGUGCCACACACCUGAACAUGUCUGUCCCAGCAGGAGGCCCUCAUCCACUUGGGCUUCCCCAUGUGGGAAUGGACUAUUGUUUCUGCAUAAGAAUAAGAUAAGAAUUUUAUUUCAUGGUCUCUGCUGUCAUCUAGUAAUUUAUAGGUACGAGGACUGCAGCUCUUGUCUGUCCAGCCAUAAUUUUUGGUACUAGACAGACAAGACCUGAGUGAUAGAAAAUUUAAGUAAGAGAAGUUAAAUAAUUGGCAAUACACAUGUAUAGCUAGCAACAAUUUGUUUAGCCUGUAUGAAUAUAUAUAUAUAUGUAAUAUUUUGUCGCAUGCUCAUACACAUUGCAAGAAUAUCCUGCACAGAGAUUGAUCAAACCAGAGAACAAGUCAUGACAUGUCCAAGGAAAUAAAGCCUGCACGAAUAAGCAUUGGGAAGACCUGGCACCUCCCCACCUCCCCACCAGUGCUCUUUGUUUAACAAAAGAACCAUCCUUCCAACAGAAUGAAAGAGGACUUGGAGAGAAUCACCAUGACUGUGAACCUGGAGUACCCAGCCAAUGGAAAAACAGGGGAGGGAGCAAACUUGGGGAAGGCAAGGUACAAAAGCCAUAAUAUUGUUUCCAUAAGUGCGCCUGCCAAUGCAAUUGUGAGUUAAAAAUUCUUCACCAGAGAUCCCGGCUCCUAAAAUUUAUCUCAGAUGUUUCUGACAACUGGGGGCCUCAUUGCAAUUCAGGAGUCUCUGGCUGCCACGGACAGGAGAUGUGCACCCCGCUGAGUUUAAGCAGCCUUGUCAGGGGCAGUGAGAUAUCUCCCUGGAACGGCUGACAAGAAACCGAGACUGUAUAAAGAUAUGGAUUCCGUGAAAGAUUAAAGAAGGGGAGAAGGUACAGACACAGGAAUUGAUGCAUAGACACGGUAACUUUGUGCAUAGACCAAGUUUGCAGGGAGAGCUACUAAUUUCACAGAACUUGGGAUUUUGAAGCGAGUUCCCAGUCUCUCUUGCGAAUCCUUUAUGGAUUGUUUGAAUGCUCACCUGACCACGUUGUUAAUCUCCCUGAAUGCACUGUUUGCCAUUGUAAUUAUUUCACUCAGUAUCUGGAAUUAUCGUAUUCUGAAGAAGUCCCCUCCAAAACCAGAGAAUACUGAGUGGCAGGGUGUAUGGAGAGACUUGGGAGAGACUUUAGAGAGAUGGACAUGUUCGGUGUCAUGGAACUUUACUCCUGAACACCUAAAAGAUCCUGAGAGCCUGAACAGAUAUUUGAGACAGAGAUGUUGUGACCUAGGCAGAUCUGAGGAGGCACAAAUGAUUUGGGGCCUGGCUAAUGCUUAUCGGGCCUUAUUUAAUACUAUCCCAGAGAGGGAAAGAAUUCUGGAAAUUGAGAGAAGGAUUUUCCUAGCCGAGAAGGAGAAUCUCUGGGCCGAGCGAAAGGGUUUCCAAGCUGAGAAGGAUAAUUUCCAGGCUGAGCGAGAGAAUCCCCAAGCCGAGAAGAAGAAUUUCCGGGCUGAGUGAGAGAAUCUCCAAGUCAAGAAGGAGAAUCUCCGGGCUGAGCGAGAGAAUCUCCAAGCUGAGAAGGAGAAUCUCCAGGCUGAGCUAGAGAAUCUCCAAGCCGAGAAGGAGAAUUUCCGGUCUGAGCGAGACACACUCCAGUUCGAGAGGAACUCCCUCAAGUCCGAACGGGAUGUACUCCGAUCUGAGCAAGAUGCCCUCCAGCACGCACAAUUCAGUCUCCAAAGUGAGAUAACCAAAAUUCAGUCUCAUCAAGCCAAGCUCGAAUCUGAACUAAGCACUCUCAUAAUUGAGCGAGAUAGACUUCGAGCCGAGCUGGAGACUAAGAGCAUCGGGACUGACCAACCUGAUCAACCGCAGGAGGCACCAGAAUCGAUGUCAGUUGCCCCUGUAAGAGGACGGAAAACGAAACGAAUUUCCACUCAGAACAGAAGAAAGAAAAUGAGGGUGUAGUCGAGGAAGCAGUCAAUGUAAGAGAAGAGGAGGAGGGUGAAGUAGAAGAAGCAGGCGAUGUAAGAGAAGAGGAGGAAAGAGGUCCAGUGGAGUGGCUCCAAGGAACUGGAGUGCCCAUGCCCUCAAUAAGACUGCAUGCACAAACACCAAGGAGGGCAGGAAGUCCUGAAAGAGCAGGAGGUGAGCAAGACAUCGUAACCAUUGUGGAUAGAUCUUUGAAAAUGAAUGAAAUUUGUGGUCUGAGAAAGGACUUGACACGCCACCCCAAUGAGCCUAUUGUCACCUGGUUACUUUGAUGCUGGGACAAUGGGGCCAACAGUGUGUGGCUAGAUAGCAGAGAAGCUCGUCAGCUUGGUGGCAUUGCUAGGGACUCAGCCAUUGACAGACGUAUUAGCACAUGCCAGAACCAGGCCUUCACCCUCUGGAAGCGGAUGUUGUUAGCCGUGAGAGACAAACACCCCUUUAAAGAUGAUCUCAUGCCCGAGAAAAGGAAAUGGACUGAUAUGGAAAAAGGCAUCCGUUAUUUGAGAGAAUGUGCCAUGGUGGAAAUGAUGUACAGCCCUGACUUCAUCCCUGACGAGCCAGACCAAGAGCAUGAUCCUGAGAGAGUCCGGUGUACACCAAAUAUGUGGCGCACAUUCACUAAGACUGCACCAGAAAGGUAUGCCAGUACAUUUGCAGCAAUGUAUGGCAGAGGUGGAAGAAGACCCCUUAUAGAUGAUCUGGUUAAUAGACUCCAAGACUUUGAGUUGCAUUUAAAUCCUCUGCAAGCUUGUGUUUCAGCCAUCACAAGGAUAGUUGAAAAGCUAGACAGAAUGGAGAGCAAACAAGAAGAUAUAAUAGACGAACUGUCUACCAAACAUGAUGCUGAUGGAUCCCUGGUGGACGAGGACCAGAAUUCCCAAAACCCUCCACUGGAAGAGCUGAUCAACAUGGGGUCCUCCCGACCUACAUCAUCCAACAUCUCAGCCAUCAAAAGGGGACGUCCUCCUGCUAGAGGAAAUGAUAACGAUAAGCCUAUAACACGUCUUGCCUUGUGGCGUUACCUGCGUGACCAUGGAGAAGAUAUGAAGAAGUGGCAUAAGAAACCCACUUCUGCACUUCAGGCACGGAUAAAAGAAUUACAAGACAAAUCAACCACCAAGGUGAAGUCCUCCAAAAGGGUGAUCGCUCCAGUUGCUGCAGACAACCAAGGUAACAAAUAGAGGGGCCCUGCCCCCAGCCAGUAGGGGGAAAGGGAUAAUAGAGUGUAUUGGACUGUGUGGAUUAGAUGGCCUGGCACAUCAGAAACACAGAAAUUUAAGGCACUGGUAGACACU
Gallus gallus (chicken) is the source of this 3564-nucleotide messenger RNA. RefSeq lists its product as uncharacterized. Bases 2677 to 3450 code for a protein of 257 amino acids. The transcript is spliced from 3 exons. The record is from RefSeq and is a predicted model, not a curated record. NCBI's taxonomy places the organism in Eukaryota, Metazoa, Chordata, Aves, Galliformes, Phasianidae.